Molecule: messenger RNA, 921 nt
Organism: Symbiodinium pilosum
Lineage: Eukaryota; Dinophyceae; Suessiales; Symbiodiniaceae
Source: the annotation of a GenBank genome assembly
AUGAAAUACAUAUCUAUGGUCGCGAUGGACAGCAAAACUCUGGCGAAUCGUCUCAUCUUCGACCCUUCGUCGCCAAAGCGAAUUGCUUUCGAUUUGCUGGCCAUGAUCUUCUUGCUGUACGACUUGUGCUUGACUCCCGUUACCAUCGCAUGGGACUUUCCCAUGGUUGGUUGGCUCUUGUAUUGCACCUCAGCUGUUGCGGUGUUUUGGACGAUUGACAUGGUCGUAAUGUGCCGUACGGCAUACUACCAUGCAGGCAAGCUGGAGACCAGACCGCUGAUGAUUUUUCGAAGGUAUUUGAGGAGCACUUUUGCUUUGGAUCUCAUCAUAGUGUGUGUUGAUUGGUUAACGGUUUUUGUGAACAGCAUCUUCCCCGAGACGCAGGCCAACGACAAUCCUGAAGUGAUUGGUGCGAAAUUAGUCCGCUUCUCCAAAGCUACUCGCGCCGUUCGCAUUGUGAGCGUGACCCGAGUUGUCCGCAUCCAAGUGUACCUUGAGCACCUGGGCGAUCGUUUGCAUGGCGGGUCAUCAACGAAGUAUGUUGGAGACAUGGCCAGACUGAUUGUCAUCAUCCUUUGGAUCAACCACGUGAUGAGCUGCACUUGGUUCUACAUUGGCCGGGUCACUGUUGGCGACACAGGCACGAGCUGGCUUAACGACCCAAUCCGGGAUGAGAACAGCCCGUUCUACUCUGACACCUUGCCGCUGUUCCAGUAUACCACCGCCUUUCACUGGGCCAUCACUCAGAUGACACCCGGCUCGAUGCAGGUGCGACGAAUUGUGGGGCAGGGACUGUGGCAUUAUUUCGAGAUAACAGCUUUAUAUCAAAGACAUCCAAUGUAUGUCCUGAGCAGGGUUUACUUAAACGCCGGGACAUGUCUUACACUUAGCCCUCGACAAGGGAGAGUAGGAGAACAGUGA